AACGUACAGCGUACGACUCGUGUAUUCUACGUAGUUGCAAGAGAGAUGGCAGAAGUCGCACCCGCUCCCGCCGCCGCGCCGGCCAAAGCGCCCAAGAAGAAAGCAGCUUCGAGAGCAAAAAAAGCCGGCCCUAGCGUCGGCGAGCUGAUCGUCAAAGCCGUUUCCUCGUCUAAGGAGAGGAGCGGCGUGUCUCUCGCUGCUCUGAAGAAAGCGCUGGCUGCCGGCGGAUACGAUGUGGAGAAGAACAACUCCCGCGUCAAGAUCGCCGUUAAGGGUCUCGUGACUAAAGGCACUCUGGUGCAGACCAAAGGGACCGGCGCGUCUGGCUCUUUCAAGCUGAACAAGAAGCAGACCGAAGCCAAGAAGCCCGUGAAGAAAGCCGCGCCCAAAGCGAAAAAGCCCGCCGCGGCUAAGAAGCCCAAGAAGGUAGCGGCCAAGAAACCCGCCGCCACGGCCAAGAAGUCUCCUAAGAAGGCGAAGAAGCCCACAGCCGCCGCAAAGAAAGCCACCAAGAGCCCGAAGAAGGCGAAAAAGCCCGCGACCCCUAAAAAGGUAGCCAAGAGCCCCAAGAAAGCGAAAGCUGUCAAGCCCAAGACCAAAAAGCCUAAAGCGGCAAAGGCGAAGAAGGCAGCACCCAAAAAGAAGUAAAGACGUUUGUUUCUUUCAUGCUUUUGUUCCUUAAACGGCUCUUUUAAGAGCCACCCAUAUUUUCCUUUAAAGAGUAACAUUUUCAGUCAAGCUUUAUGGAAUCAAAGCAAUACACGUUAGAAACAUAUAAUAGUAUGGAUACACAUAUCUGAUCACAGAAUAUGUAGGAUAACAUAUUGAUACAUAAUAAAUCAAUGUUAAUGAUAAGAAUAAAUAAAUUCAGUAUAUAGUUGUUACUUC
Messenger RNA from Ictalurus punctatus (channel catfish), 888 nucleotides. Its product is annotated as histone H1-like. NCBI's taxonomy places the organism in Eukaryota, Metazoa, Chordata, Actinopteri, Siluriformes, Ictaluridae. The transcript has a single exon. Gene Ontology annotation, biological process: nucleosome assembly. Gene Ontology annotation, cellular component: nucleosome. The coding region runs from base 46 to 648 and encodes 200 amino acids. The record is from RefSeq and is a predicted model, not a curated record. Gene Ontology annotation, molecular function: DNA binding; structural constituent of chromatin.